UGCAUCGAGAUUGUUGUGUGCACUCUUGGAGGUGCCUGUCUCGAAGACCGUAAUUGCCUCGACUGCAGAGGCUCAAGGGUGCAGCAGGCCGCUAAGAACCUCUCGUAGGAUAACUGGGAUGCACCGUCUUCAGCACCCUGGAUGUCUUAAGACGCCGAAACAGGGCCUGCAUUCUGGUGUUUGUACUACACGUUCUGCAAUGCAACCUGCACUUCUUCACCUUCUACAAUUCACAGUACGGGCCGAUUGUUCACAGUUUUGCUUUUGCUGCACUCAAUGCGCUUUCAAUGUCCGGCAUGCCGAUCUAGGCCCACUGCGAAUAUCCUCCACACGUCGUCGUCGUCGUCGCCGCCGCCGCUGCCGGCAAGUUCCAGGCUGUUUUGACGUCGCAAGUCUAGCCGAGCAGCUAUGCUGUGGACUCUUGGUACCAUCCAGGACAUGUUCGGCUCCCAACACCCUUUCGCAGUUCCUGACCGACCGUGCUGGGAAGUUUGUGAUACUGAGACGUCACGAACAUGGUAGGCCUGUCUCCCGCAGUGAGAGUGAUCUACAGGGACCAAACCUCGGCGGCCGGAUUCCGAGGCAGAAUUUUCGGUGCAAAUCUUUAUUUGCUCUCGGUUCCACUUGGAAUUGCCAUUACUUCAAGGAGGAUGCCAGGUACCGAGAUUGAGCAGGAUUUUACGAGAAUACGGUCGACUGCCUGAAAAGCAAGAAGACCCAACGUCAUACAACACACUACGAGAUCGCGAAGGAUCCGGUCUGUGGAGAAUCGCGUAUCAACGGUUUUCACUUGUGACCACCAGCUUCGCGCGGUCUGUUGUAGCCUUGCGCCGUCGAACUUAUGGUUUGUCUUUUCUCUCCGAGCCGGCAAGCGAUAAGAUGAGACGUCUCCGUCUGCUAACCAGUCAAUUGAACAUUCCUGAAACAAUCCACCUGGUGGACGUAGUCUCGCUGGACUUGAGCGAUUUCGACAGUUGUCCACUGUUACUUCGCAUCUUCGCGCAAGCGUCGAGCUACAAG
This is a messenger RNA of Macroventuria anomochaeta, 1020 nucleotides long. RefSeq lists its product as uncharacterized. Bases 119 to 670 code for a protein of 183 amino acids. The record is from RefSeq and is a predicted model, not a curated record. The transcript has a single exon. NCBI's taxonomy places the organism in Eukaryota, Fungi, Ascomycota, Dothideomycetes, Pleosporales, Didymellaceae.